CAAUCAUUAAAUUCUUUCCUUUUUAAACCCUUACCAAUUAACUCCACUUCCUUUUCUACCCCCUUUCCAUUUUAUUUCUGGGUUUUAAAAUCUUUUUCCCUCUCUCCCGAUCUGGUUCUUGUUAUGGCAAGAUCCAAUCGGAUGAGCUGAUUUUCCUGUACAUGAAAUAAAUGGACAUAAGGAAGUUCAAGUCAAGACUCCAGUAGUUUCAUCCAGUUACAGUGAGACCAGUACACACGCCUUUCCUAAAAUUGGAUUUUAUCCCCUUUUCUGGGAAGUAGAGUAAAUAAAGCAGACUUUUCUAUUACUUUACACUCAUUCUGUACCCUGUGUGUUGAUUCAGAAUCAAUGAUUCUUGGUCGAUCGAGUUUGUGAAGAGUCCAACGCUUGAAACUGUAGAUCUCCAAUCAGGAUUAAGAUGAAGUGGAUGGGGGGCAGUGUGAGCCAAAGCAUGGAAGGUUUUAGGGCGAAAUUCAGAGUGGCUACGAUGGUUCUACUUGCAUUAUGGAUAGGUCUAGCUGGUCUUUAUGGCAUGAUAAAGCCCAUAUCUAAUGGUUGUACCAUGACAUACAUGUAUCCUACUUACAUACCUAUACCUACACCGGCAAAUGUGUCGUCCACAAAGUACGGAUUACAUCUGUACCAUGAAGGAUGGAAAAGGAUUGAUUUCAACGAUCAUCUUAAGAAGCUUACUGGGGUUCCUGUUCUUUUUAUCCCUGGCAAUGGUGGUAGCUACAAACAGGUGAGAUCUGUGGCUGCAGAAUCUGAUAGGGCUUAUCAAGGAGGUCCUCUUGAACGUAGUUUUUACCAAGAAGUCUCUCAAAGUCUCGGAGAGGGAGUAGAUUUUGAUGUCACCAACACUCCUUUGCCCUAUCAAUAUACAUCCAUGCUUGACUGGUUUGCCGUGGAUCUUGAAGGUGAACAUUCUGCAAUGGAUGGCCGAAUUCUUGAAGAACACACAGAUUAUGUUGUAUAUGCCAUUCACAGGGUAUAGCUUUUCUUGCUCAAGUAGAAUGUCUCUUUAUUGGCAUUAAUCUGAGGGAAUGCGUUGACAAUCUUUAUUGCGUGAUUCCAUAGUUUAUCCAAUGUAACACAGAGAUGAAUACAGGAUGCUUUCCCGGAAAA
Molecule: messenger RNA, 1125 nt
Organism: Nicotiana tabacum (common tobacco)
Lineage: Eukaryota; Viridiplantae; Streptophyta; Magnoliopsida; Solanales; Solanaceae
Source: RefSeq, a predicted model, not a curated record